AUGAAAGAAAUGCCGUUUGAAGACUUAACAUUGGAAUCGAUUUUUAAAAAUUAUUUGGACGCGAACAUGUUGCAGAGCGAGGACGAGGAGGAUAUUGUCCUAGCUGCACUUGCAGUUCUAGAAGCCGACGAUCGAGAAGCGAGAGGGUCAACUUGGACGAACGAUGAACGUGUCUUGGCUAGCGUGCCAGUCCUUGGGUCCGUGAGUGCUUUGGCCGCAGCUGGAGGUGCUAAAAUCGCUGCGACGGGCCACAGCAUCGCAGGAGAUGUAGCCAAAGAAAUGGGCGAUGCGGCUCGAGAUAUGGAAUAUGCGGCUAGAGACGUGGGAGAAUCAGUUCGAGCUUUGACUGAACAGAUGCGUUCGAAAUUCAAGUUCAUAUGA
Molecule: messenger RNA, 381 nt
Organism: Cylindrotheca closterium
Lineage: Eukaryota; Bacillariophyta; Bacillariophyceae; Bacillariales; Bacillariaceae
Source: the annotation of a GenBank genome assembly